AUGAAGAGAAAACAGAAGAGGUUUCUACAGAUGACUGUGUUGUUCAUGAUGGCUUUAAUUUUCUUGCCUAAUAUCGGUCUUUGGUGUCUGUACAAGGAUAAUCACCUGCUGAAAUCUUCAGAGCCCGGGGAGCAGCAAACUUUUCAACUGGGCCUGGGAGAUGGGCAGUUCUAUUCAUGGACAGAUGGUUUGAGAAGAAAAGACUGGCAUGACUAUGAAAGCAUUCAGAAAGAGGCUAUGCGCUCAGGGAAAGGCGAGCACGGGAAGCCUUACCCCCUCACGGAAGAGGACCGCGACGAUUCUGCUUACAGGGAAAAUGGUUUCAAUAUUUUCGUCAGCAACAACAUUGCCCUGGAGAGGUCCCUGCCCGACAUCCGCCACGCCAACUGUAAGCACAAGAUGUACCUGGAAAGGCUGCCAAACACCAGCAUCAUUAUCCCGUUCCAUAACGAAGGCUGGACUUCACUGCUCAGAACCAUACACAGCAUCAUUAACCGGACCCCCGAGAGCCUGAUCGCGGAAAUCAUCCUCGUAGACGACUUCAGUGAUAGAGACCACUUAAAGGAUAAGUUAGAAGAAUACAUGGCCCGGUUUUCCCAAGUGAGGAUCGUUCGCACCAAGAAAAGGGAAGGGCUCAUCCGGACCCGACUGCUGGGUGCGUCAAUGGCCAGAGGGGAGGUACUGACCUUCCUCGACUCCCACUGUGAGGUCAACGUGAACUGGCUGCCCCCACUGCUCAACCAAAUUGCGCUAAACCACAAAACCAUCGUGUGUCCCAUGAUCGAUGUCAUUGACCACAAUCACUUUGGGUACGAGGCACAAGCGGGGGACGCCAUGCGCGGAGCCUUCGACUGGGAGAUGUACUACAAGAGAAUUCCUAUCCCCCCGGAGCUGCGGCGCGCGGACCCCAGCGACCCUUUUGAGUCCCCUGUCAUGGCUGGAGGUCUCUUUGCUGUGGAUCGAAAGUGGUUUUGGGAAUUGGGUGGCUAUGACCCAGGGUUAGAGAUCUGGGGAGGAGAACAGUAUGAAAUCUCUUUUAAGGUAUGGAUGUGUGGAGGAGAAAUGUUUGAUGUUCCAUGUUCCAGAGUUGGUCACAUCUACAGAAAGUACGUCCCUUACAAAGUUCCAUCUGGAACCAGCCUGGCAAGAAACCUGAAGCGGGUGGCUGAGACCUGGAUGGACGAAUUUGCUGAGUACAUUUACCAGCGCCGGCCGGAGUACAGGCACCUGUCCACAGGGGACAUCUCCGCCCAGAAGGAGCUACGGAAACAGCUCAAGUGCAAGGACUUCAAGUGGUUCAUGGCGGCAGUGGCCUGGGACGUGCCCAAGUACUACCCUCCAGUGGAGCCCCCACCUGCAGCCUGGGGGGAGAUUCGAAACGUGGCAGCAAAUCUCUGCGUGGACAGCAAGCAUGGAGCCACAGGGACAGAGCUGAGGCUGGACGUCUGUGUCAAGGAUGGCUCUGAGAGAACAUGGUCUCACGAACAGCUCUUCACCUUUGGAUGGAGAGAGGACAUCCGGCCUGGGGAGCCUCUGCACACCCGGAAAUUCUGCUUUGAUGCCAUCUCACACAACAGCCCAGUCACCCUUUAUGACUGCCAUGGCAUGAAGGGAAACCAGCUCUGGGGCUACCGGAAGGACAGAACAUUAUUUCAUCUUGUGAGCAACAGCUGCGUGGACUGUAACCCUGCAGAGAAGAAAAUUUUCAUGGCCAGAUGCGACCCUCUCUCUGAGACUCAGCAAUGGGUUUUUGAACACAUUAACAUAACUGUUUUGGAAAAAUUGAAUCACCACACCAGCUCCUAG
Messenger RNA from Otolemur garnettii (small-eared galago), 1806 nucleotides. It is a transcript of the gene GALNTL6, whose product is annotated as polypeptide N-acetylgalactosaminyltransferase like 6. Bases 1 to 1806 code for a protein of 601 amino acids. The record is from RefSeq and is a predicted model, not a curated record. The transcript is spliced from 13 exons. Gene Ontology annotation, cellular component: Golgi apparatus. NCBI's taxonomy places the organism in Eukaryota, Metazoa, Chordata, Mammalia, Primates, Galagidae.